This is a messenger RNA of Zalophus californianus (California sea lion), 8346 nucleotides long. RefSeq names its product synaptotagmin like 2 (gene SYTL2). Lineage: Eukaryota; Metazoa; Chordata; Mammalia; Carnivora; Otariidae. The coding region runs from base 753 to 7433 and encodes 2226 amino acids. Gene Ontology annotation, cellular component: exocytic vesicle; plasma membrane. The record is from RefSeq and is a predicted model, not a curated record. Gene Ontology annotation, biological process: exocytosis; intracellular protein transport. The transcript is spliced from 20 exons. Gene Ontology annotation, molecular function: small GTPase binding; neurexin family protein binding.
CGCCGCGCCGAAGGUUUCGGGGUUUGCACCACCCUACUGGGUCUGCGGACUCGAGGACGCGGGGAGGAGGCGAGACGCUCUCCCUUCCCCACUGCGACUCACAGCAGCGGGGUUCUAGUCUCUAUUUCUCUGCCCACUCGAUGUGUUAUCUCGGGCAACUUUCUUUCCCUCUCCGGGUCUUUGUUAAAUGAGGGAGGUGUUGGUGUUGGCUGAUGCUUUGUCGUGUUCUGAGUUCUAAACCGCGAGCAGUGUUUUGGCAUCCGGCAAGCUCCCUUCUUCAGAUCCCCACCUAUAAGAGCCAGCUCCGCUGCCCAGGGAACCCAGUCUUCAGGAAGCCGAGGUACCCGGUAUCACAAGAUGUUCAGGUGCUGCAGCCUCUCCUCAAGUUGAUGACCCAGACACAGGGAGAAUCAACUGAGUCUGAGACUGGUCCAGAGUGGGAGUGUGAGUAGGAAUGCCACUGUGGGAACAAGUGAGCUGUCUGGCAAGGAAUGCAGCGUCCUUCUGAGAGCCUCCUCUCCACGUCAUUCCCCAGACCACCGCUUCCUCUCUGGAAGGACCAAGGAGGACUUUGCAAUCAGCCACCUGAAACUUUUGCCGGGCCAACGUAAGACUUGCGCUGCAGAACUGAACGAGAUAUUACUUCGUUUAGUUUUUUGCAUCUUCUGAUCAUUGAACAACAGUCAUAGUUGUUUUGCUUUGAGAACUAUAAGCCAGAUUGGUUGCUCUUAUUUUUGUGUAUAAUUUUCAUAAUGAUUGACUUGAGCUUCCUGACAGAGGAGGAGCAAGAAACCAUCAUGAAGGUUCUGCAGCGGGAUGCUGCCCUGAAGAGGGUUGAAGAGGAGAGAGUCAGGGAGGUCAGAAAGAGCAGUUUGAAGAAUACUAAGAAGUCUAGAGUACUGGCAAGUAGAGUCCAGGGACAUUUGCCUGAAAAAAUUAAGGAUGACCAACAGUUGAAGAAUAUGAGUGGUGAGUGGUUUUAUGAAGCCAAGGCAAAAAGGCACAGAGACAGAAUUCAUGGUGCAGAUAUCAUCAGAGCAUCCAUGAGAAAGAAGAAGCUCCAGGUAGCAGCCGAGCAGAGUAAGGACAGAGCAAAUGAGGCAAAGGCAAGUUGGGUGAAUAACGUCAACAAAGAUGCUUUCCUCCCCCCAGAACUAACUGGUGCUGUGGAUGAGCCAGAAGAUGUCGCCCCAGCAAGCCCAAGUUCUAGCAUGGUGAAUCCAGCCUCCACCGUGAUGGAUACAUCCCAGGAAAACACAAGGAAGUCAGCUGUGUCUCUGGCUAAGCAAAGGAAAAAUCCGUUUAAUAGCUCCAAGUUGCCAGAAGAUCACUUAUCUCAACAAACCAAAAGUGAGCUGUCACAAAAUGGAAAGGCUGGUUUCUCUCAGACUUCAAAAGAAGGUGAAUUGUCAGAGUCAAAAGAAAACUCAUCUAUCCCAGAUACUUCAAGCCAAAAUUUAGAGAAACCAAAGCAAACAUUUCCAGGCUCUGAGAAUGGAUCUCCGGUCAAAGCUCCAAUCCCCAAAGCCAGGAAAAUUCUCCCCAAAUCACAUGAGUUAAAGCAAGAAGAUAACCAGUCUUUUCCUCGACAAAGGACAGACUCCCUAAGCACAAGGGGGGUUCCCAGGGGGAUCCUGAAACGCAACUCUAGUUCCAGCAGCACAGACUCGGAAACAGUUCGUUUUCAUCAGAACUUGGAACCCAAAAGCAAAAUUGUGUUCCCUGGCCUCACCAUCCAUGAGAGAAUUUCUGAGAAGGAGCAUUCUUUAGAAGAUGACUUCUCAAACUCCCUGGAGCCAUUGAAGCAUGUGAGAUUUUCUUCAGUGAAGGAUGAGCUCCCCCAGAGUCCUGGGCUAAGCCAUGGCCGGGAAGUAGGAGAAUUUAGUGUUUUAGAAUCUGAUAAGUUAAGGAAUGGAACGGAGGAUAAUGUGGACAUUGAUGAGUUCUGGAAUGACCCUAAGCCUUCCCAAUACAGGAAGCCUUUGCCUUUACAUCAGUCAGCCUCAAGCCCAAGUGCAUCAAAAAAUGGAACACAGCGGCCAAUGACUUCUGGUUCUUUUCCAAUGAAUGGGCACCAUUCUCCCUUAGAAGUUUUAACUCCAAGACCAGAGUCUGUUGAAAAUGCAUCCACCACCAAUGAACACAAAGCUAAACCAUUAGAAUUAUUAAGGCUUGAAUCAGAAUUGUCCAAAAACCCUGCUGAUGGACUGUCUUGUGUUGAGCCUGAGCCAUCUCAGGUGCCAGAUCACAGUUCUAGAGACUGUCAGCAAGGUAAGCCCCCUCUUCUCAAGGCCCUAAAAGCUAGGACGUCCUCACACUCUGGUCCAUUUGCCACUGAGAUAAGGAAGACAACUGACGAUUCCAUAUCUAAAGUCCUAGACUGGUUUAAUCGGAGUUCUCAUUCAGAAGACAAUAAGUCACCUCUCCAACAUCCCCAAAGAAUGGAGCUGAAAGAAGAAACACACUCAGAAUCACCAGUUGCUACUGCCUUGGUGAGAGAUGACACCAUUCUAAAAGAAAAUGGCUCAAAGGCUCUGUUACCCACCAAAGUUAAAUUGAUGCCUAUGGAAUCUGAUUCAAUGUUCCAGGGAAAGGGAAAUACACUGCCUUCUAGGACUUGCCAAAAUAAUAAUGUGAAUAUCAAACCCAAAUCCAUUGAUUUGUCCCAACAAGGCAAGGAAGGUCCAGCCAUAUUUCAACCAUGUGAAAUCUAUGGCCCAAAUCAAGGGAGUAAAACUAUGGACUCUAGCCAAGUUUCAAAAAAUAGAGGAGAAGGAAAUCGAGUACUUACCCCAAUUAGUUACUAUUCCUACAGGGCUCUCAAAGGACCUGAUGCAGAAGACCAAGUUCCAUGCAACAUUAAGGAUGUUGGCAGCUUAGAUGAAGAAGAGCCUAAGCUUCAUGUUUAUGAAAAAAAUAGAGGAAACUCAGAAGUGAAUUUUGACUCUUCAAUACUUGUCAAAAAAACAAGUUUGAAAGAGAACAUGAGGGCAGAGAGAGAGAGCAAAGGAGGAGAUCCAUACGUCCUGAAAGCUUCUUUAGAGCCAGAGAAUAUUGAGUCACUACACGGGGCUACCAAAAACAAAUCCUGGAAGAAACCUGAGGUCCAGUUACAAGAAGCUGGUGAGGUUCACAAGAACCAAGUGCAAAGAGAGAAAUACAAAAGAGUAAGUGAAAGAAUAUCUUUCUGGGAAGGUGAGAAAGCUGCUGCUAAGUUAACUCAUAAAGAACCCACAUUGUCAUGCAGUCAAGGGCAACCCUUGGCUAAAGCAUAUCAGCCUGUGAAGUCCAUGGACAGUUUAUCUACAGGCCAGUGUGAAUAUAAUCAAGUCACUAGCAAACAAGUGGUCCUAGAUGAGAAUGGCCACACAGCCCAUCUCUCCAGUUUUUAUUCCCCGAAUAAACCUAAAGAGACCAGGCCCCAGAUAUCCGGUCCAUCCAAAAAUUAUCCUUCAGUUGACCAAUCAGGUGAAGUGUCUCCCUUUCAGAAUAAGAUAAAUGAGCCUAUAAAAAGAUUGCCAGUGGCAGAGAGUUGGCAUUAUGAAAAGGAUAUUACUUUACUGGCUGGACAACAUCCUUCAAAUAUUGGGAGUGGAACGCAUACUCCUUUGGAGAAAGACAAAUCUCUAAUCAGUGAAUCAAAUCCCAACUUUAAAGUUAAGUCCCUAAAAGAAAGAAUGGUUGAAUCCAAUACAGAACAGGUCUAUAAUCACUCUCAAUUUGAGAAUUUGAGAAAGUUUUGGGACUUAGGAGCCAAUCCAAACAGUCAAGAAAAUGUUGAGAAGAAUACUAACACAAUAAGUCAAAAAUAUUUGGUGCCUUUUAAUAGCCAGAAACACAAAGAAUUCAGUGACAUUAAAUCAUCAGGAAAGAAUACCCAUGAAAUAGGGAUACUUCGAGGUAAAAAAAAAAUUCUGGUAAGAGGGAAAAUAGAGAAAUCAAAUUCAAAGUGCACACGCCAGGUGUUAUCAGAUGAAACCACAUUUCCAAUGGGACCAUCCAGAAAGUCGUCUCAUCAUUUGCCAGGAAAUGAGUCAUCAAAGGAAAAUGUGGAAAAGAGUACAAAAUGGUUUGUUACGCCAGUGUUUGAGGAAGAAAAGGAUUACUCAGACCAAGAGAUUCAAGAAUCCAUAGUUAAAACAAGUGUUUUGUCUAAAGACUACAAAGACACUUUUAAUGACAGCUUACAGAAGCUACUUUCAGAAGCUUCAUCACUAGCCAUGCCUCCUUUGGGUGGAAAAGUUCAUGGAAAACAAAUGUCUGAACCAGAUAUUUCUGGAAAUAAAAGAUGGCCUCAAAAUACAGAUUUUGCUGAGACUGAAGAAGAUGACAAAGGACAUAAGGAGACCAUUAAUGAGCAUGUAGACAAAACAGUAGCUCCUCUAAAGGUUAAGCCAAACACUUUGACUGCUGGUCUAGACAAACUCCUAAAGGAAGCAUCUGGAACUUCACCCUGUCCCUUGCCAAUUGUGUUGGAACCUGUUACCACUAGAAUCAACUCUGAACCUGAAGAGGGUAGAGUUUAUGAAAAAGGGAUAGAAUGGAGUCGCAGCACAUCAGCCUAUCAGAAAGAGAUAAUAGCUCCUUUUCCAAAGGGGAACGAAACUUUGGUAAAUACAGUUCUCCCCCAGAAAACUGAAAGUGGUGAGUGCCAACUAAGCACAGGCGACUUAUUUCAGGUGGCCGCAGAAUGUUCUCACCUAUCGGGUCAACCUUCCCAUCUUUACAGAAAAGAUUCUUUUGGGGAUGUGGCCAACUCUCCCCAAGAGAUGCCUUCUUCCAGGGAUGCUCAUCUUGCUCCCCAGGAUAAGGCAUUACCUUUGCGAAGGGAAAUUUCAGAGACCGCAGAAAAAGUCAUUCUUCCUCCUAAAACUGCCUCGAAUGAUGUAAAUGCUGUAUUACAAAAGAUACUGAGAGAAGCUUGUUAUCCAGUUGGGAGGGAAGUAGUUCCUGGAGAAGUACAAGCAGAAUUUCCUGAAGGAGUACAGGCAGCAGGUAGCCCCCAAAAUUCUACACCAUGGGCUACAAUGGACAUUACAAUGCCAGACAGAAAUGAUUUCUAUUCCUUCAAUGUAGUGCCUGAUAAAACUCAUAACGUUGGAUCUUAUUUAGCUGCCCGAGUACCUCCAUCAGAACAAACCUGUUGCUCAUGUGGUUCCACUGUUAGUCAGCCUGGCAAAGAGUUACCUCAGGAAGUGGCAGAAAUUGUGAGGGAAACAGUUAUUCAACCUAAAUCAGAGUUCCUAGAAUUCAGUGCUGGCUUAGAAAAACUACUGAAGGAAGUAAUUGAAACCCCCUCCUCAAAAUAUGAAAGUGAUCCAGGGACUCUUUCUCCAUCAAAGUUAACAGGUAGGGCUGAGGUGUCCAGGCAAGCUGCUUCUGAAUUCCAUCCUGAGGAAAUCAAAGAAAUAGUAAAAAAGUCUGAGGCUCCAUUAAUCACUGAGAGUGCUUUUGAUAUUAGUUUUGAGAAACUUUUUAGAGAAACAUCUGAAGCUCCUUCUUACCAGCUCCAGGUGUCAGUGAAGGAAGAAAAGCCUGAGAAGGAGCCUUCCCAGUCAGAGCAGGCCAGUUUCUUGAGGACAGUACCCCAUUUUGACUGGACAGCCUCAGAGGCCUCUGAAAUGAAGCUUAUGAGUAAUGUUUUCAAAUCGCAAGUCAACCAGUGUGAUGAAGUGUUGGGAGGUGACGAAGCUGUGACUGAUUUAUCGGUAGAUCUUCGUGGUUCUGAAAGUGGGGUUGAGAUCCCUGGAACCCUGCAGUUCUAUGUGGAACAUAAAAUAGGGAUCACUGAAACUAUAUACCCUGCAGAGGACAGGGAUAGUGAAAGUGAGGUUGCAGGGGUUCAAGAAGGGGCUUCUCAGGAGCCUGGCUUGGAAGAGGCUCCUAAAGCAAUUAGUAUGUCCAGAAAUAGGCAACCCAUUCCUCUCCUGACAAACACAGAGAAUGCUACAGAAACAAUUUACGUCAAAUUGAUUCUGGCAUCACCAUGUAAGAGAAUAGAGAAAAAAGAAGAAAAAGAUUUCUCUGACUCUGAUUUUUCAGGUGGCGACAUGAGUUCCAAUGCAGAAAGCUGGAGAAAAACCUCCAGUUCAGAGGAAGAACGCAGUCCUGUCUUGAAAACUUUGGAAAGGAGAGCUGCUAGGAAAAUGCCUUCCAAAAGUCUAGAAGACAUUUCAUCAGAUUCACCAAAUCAAGCAAAAGUAGAUAAUCUGCCAGAAGAAUUAGUACGUAGUGCUGAAGAUGUUUCCACAGUGCCUUCACAGCCUGAUAAUCCGUUUUCCCACCCUGACAAACUCAAAAGGAUGAGCAAGUCUGUUCCAGCAUUUCUCCAAGAUGAGAGUGAUGGCAGAGAAACAGAUACAGCCUCAGAGGGCAGUUACCAGCUCAGCAGACACAAGAAGAGCCCAAGCUCUUUAACCAAUCUUAGCAGCUCCUCCAGCAUGACGCCCCUGUCUUCUGUGAGCGGCAGCGUGAUGAGCAUUUACAGUGGAGACUUUGGCAAUCUGGAAGUGAAAGGAAAUAUUCAGUUUGCAAUCGACUAUGUGGACUCACUGAAGGAGUUACAUGUCUUUGUGGCCCAGUGUAAAGACUUAGCAGCAGCGGAUGUUAAAAAACAGCGCUCAGACCCAUAUGUAAAGACCUAUUUGUUACCAGACAAGGGCAAAAUGGGCAAGAAGAAAACACUUGUAGUGAAGAAGACUUUGAAUCCUGUGUAUAAUGAGAUAUUGCGGUAUAAAAUCGAAAAGCAAAUCUUAAAAACACAAAAGCUGAACCUCUCUGUUUGGCAUCGGGAUACAUUUAAACGCAAUAGUUUUCUAGGAGAAGUGGAACUUGACUUGGAAACUUGGGACUGGGACAACAAACAGAAUAAACAAUUGAAGUGGUACCCUCUAAAGCGAAAGACAGCACCCGUUGCUCUUGAGGCAGAAAACAGAGGUGAAAUGAAGUUAGCUCUCCAGUAUGUCCCAGAGCCAAUUCCUGGUAAAAAACUUCCUACAACGGGAGAGGUGCACAUCUGGGUGAAGGAAUGUCUUGAUCUACCACAGCUAAGGGGCAGCCAUCUAAAUUCUUUUGUUAAAUGUAUCAUCCUUCCAGAUACAAGUAGGAAAAGUCGUCAAAAAACCAGAGCUGUAGGGAAAACCACCAGUCCUGUCUUCAACCACACCAUGGUGUAUGACGGGUUCAGGCCUGAAGAUCUGACAGAAGCCUGUGUAGAGCUUACUGUCUGGGACCAUUACAAGUUAACCAACCAGUUUUUGGGAGGUCUUCGGAUUGGCUUUGGAACAGGCAAAAGCUAUGGUACUGAAGUGGAUUGGAUGGACUCUACUUCAGAGGAAGUUGCUCUCUGGGAAAAGAUGGUAAAGUCCCCCAACACUUGGAUUGAAGCAACGCUGCCUCUCAGAAUGCUGUUGAUUGCCAAGAUUUCAAAAUGAACCCAAAGUCGACUGGCCCCUCCACUGAAAACUACUAAACAGGUGGAAUCAGAUCUUGAAAAUCUGACCGUGUAGACAGAUGCUCACCUGCUGCCCCUUGCCACUAACGGAGGCUACACAGCAUGUUAAAGUCAACCUGCAUAAGCUUCUUUCGUUAUAAGCCCCCCAAGAUUUAAGUAAGAAGUAUGUAACCUAUUUGUGACUUCAACAUUAAAGGAAUAUUUGAGAAAGCUAGGAAAAUCAAACGGUUGAUGCUGCUUCAGAGAAAAAGCCGUCAAGGAGAUUAAAUGUUGGGUGCUUUUAAGCAGCAAAAUAUUCUAGUUUGCCAUCCUGUGUUUCACACCACAUGCCAUGCUGCAGUUAGGAGGGCUUGCUACUCAGUGGUUGAAGAUCCUCGCAGGAACUGAAAAUACGUAGUUUUUGGAAAAGAGGGAAAGAAAAAUACACCUAGAAGGAGGGGGAAAUGCAGAAUAUUCGUGAUAAUAAAGCAUUUGACCAUAAGAAAACUAUUUACUUUGUAAUCUCUAUUAAAAUAUGGAAUUCUGGGUUAGGGCCAUAGGACUGAAUCUACCGCAUGUAUUUCUGCCUUUGAAAGUGCUUUCUGCUUUCCCAGCAUCAAAGUCUCAGAUAUGAUUUGGUGCCACCCACUGGCUCAUAGGUGGAAUUCAGCUUUUGGCUUAAUUUUCUCCUAAGAUCUCAAGCCUGUAUUUUCCAAUAGACUGUAAAAAAACAAAACCAAAACCUUACAUACAUGAUUCUGUUUUUCCUAGAACUCUACUAUAUGAAAUUAGCAUGCGAGUGCUCACAGACAAGCUUUGCAACAAAGUUUUAAUUAGAAUGUAAACUGUACUUCCUAUGUAUGUAUAAUUUUCAUAAAGUAUUUUGUAAAAACCCUUAGAAUAAAUUAUUAUAU